Molecule: messenger RNA, 774 nt
Organism: Stegodyphus dumicola
Lineage: Eukaryota; Metazoa; Arthropoda; Arachnida; Araneae; Eresidae
Product: E3 ubiquitin-protein ligase RNF19A-like
Biological process (GO): protein ubiquitination
Molecular function (GO): ubiquitin-protein transferase activity; zinc ion binding
Source: RefSeq, a predicted model, not a curated record
AAGAUAGCAAUUUUUCCUCUGUUUUAAAUGGGCAAAGUUCAAAUUUUCUAGUGAUUAAAAACACUGAUAUUACAGCGUCCUAUCCUUUUGGUAAUAGAGCGUAAAAGAGUAUCUUAGCAUCUGGAUCUUCUCCUUCACUUUGUAAAUUUAUAGCAAAGUAGUGAAACCACAAGAUUUCCUUAUUAUUAAAAAAUGGCUGGUCCAUCUGGUAGCAGUAAUAAUUUUAAUGGACCUAAUUCAACAAGGAAACAUGGCUUAAGUCGCUUCUCUUUAGCUCGUUUGUUCAACAUAUCGUCAUACACUCAUCGCACGACUGGACAGCGUUGCAGUUCGAACAUUGAUAGUGAUAGGAGAUCAGAAAGCAGUUCUGUGGGAUUUGGAAUUGGAAUCCCAACAAAAACUCAGCAAAAUAACCGUGAAUCUGGAUGUUUUCCUGUGCCAGGUCCUUCUUCCUCUAGCUCAGAAUCUAGUUCAUUCAAGAAUGUAAAUGUAGGAAGCAAAGGAAAUUCCCAGGAGGAUUUGAAAAAAAAUGAAAAUCAAUUUUUAGAAUGUCCUCUUUGUCUUUUUGAGCUCCCACACUUAUGCUUUCCCGAGUUAAGAUCUUGCAGUCACCGUGCUUGUUUUAACUGCUUACAACAGUACUUAAAAAUAGAGAUUACUGAGAGUAGCAACAUGACAUGUUAUACUUGCUUUCAAAUCAAGGAUAGUCCAUAUGCUUCCUGCAUAGGCACAUAUCUCUCAGGAAUUCCCACAACCAAAAGUUACGAUGCUUGA